AUGUCACAAGGUGCACCAAUGACCCACAAAUUUGUAGUGGGCACCAUAGCCAUUCUCCUAGGCGGCUACGUCGCUUACAAAGCAGGAUCCGAUUUCCAAUUUGUUAAAUUCGAACCACAUUCGCCGGAAGAAGUAGCAAGGCGCAAAAGAGAAAAGGUUCCCACGAGAAUGGAAGUACUAGAAAGUGCAACGUUAGAUUUGACCCCGGAAGCUAAAGAAAGAAUUGGUCGUAAGUUGUUAUUGACGGAACAGGAGAAGAAACGGCAAUUGGAACAAACGCAAGAAGAGUUGGCAGGGAAGUGA
Molecule: messenger RNA, 303 nt
Organism: Lodderomyces margitis
Lineage: Eukaryota; Fungi; Ascomycota; Pichiomycetes; Serinales; Debaryomycetaceae
Exons: 1
Coding region: 1-303 (100 amino acids)
Source: RefSeq, a predicted model, not a curated record